CAUUUUAUAAAAAGUGCUCAACUUAAGCACACGUUUUAAUUUUCUUUUUUGCAACUUUUAUUUUGAUUAUUUGGCAAAACUUAUUGUAAAAAUCGUAGCAAGUGAUAGUUAAAAAUCUCAACUUAAUGCUCGGUGCAAACCAAAUUGAAUAUCGCAGUGUAUGACACAAAAUAAUCAACACCAACAAGGAGAAGAAGAGCAACAACUUCACAAAAUGUUUUCCAGCGAUGCCGAGUUGUUGCGCGAUCUGGCCAAGACGCAGUCGUCACGGGGUCAAUCGCCGCGUGAGAAGCGCGUCGGCCUCAUAGCUGCAAUGGGGCAUUUCAGGCCAAAAAACGCCACGCCCAUUCAGUUUUACAACUAUGUGAGAGAGUUUUGCAUAAUGCACAAUUGCAGCAUCGACGAGGCCAUGGAGAGGGCGCCCGACUCCUGGACGAAACUCAGCAAGGAUCAAAGGCAGCUCUACAACUCUGAGAUACACGCUGCCCUGCCAAUUCCUGUUCCCCGACACCUAAUCUAUCGCGCAUUCCAAAUGGAGCGCGCCGGCCGCUGGAAAAUUAGCUCCGUGCCCGCCGCGAAUGGUGCAUCCACAAAGUACUCGGUGGAGUCGUAUGCGCCGCCCGUUAAGCCCACCAAGAUGCAGGCACGUUUGCGGGCGCAGCAGCCCCGCUAUGACAACUUGGCCGAAACGUCGCCGUGCUGCCUGGAAUCGCCGCGAUCACCAAAGAAGCCGCAGGUGCGUACUUUGACGCCGCCCGAGCAACGCGCGCAACGGGCACAGCUGGAAAAGAGCACGUGCUCGCUGUCGCUCACACGGAUACUGUCCGAGGUGAGCCUCAAGGGUAUGCGCAGUGGCCGGGUCAAGGUGACGCCAGCGGGCAAAUCUCCCGGCGAGGUCGCCACCGAGUCCAAGCAGCAGCCGCAGCCGCCGCCGCCGCCGAAAAUGAAGCCGGCAGCAAAAAGCAAAAGCAAAAAACAGCUAAAAGUCACAUCAGCUGUGAGAAAGAAGCAGAUCGCCGUCAAGGUGAAGUCGGCAGCGAAGCAGCCAUACCCCGGAUUGUCCAAGACAGAUGUCAAGCGAAAGUAUCCAAAUAAUAAGAAAUAUAAGAAAAAAUCCUAAGCGAAACUUGUAGCAGAACCAGUUGAACAUAUCCAGAAUAUGAUUUAUGUUUAUUGUUUACCCCCACCCCUCCACACAAACACUUACCUCCCCCCACCCCCACCCACACGUACACACCACACAAAUCUGGAAUGCCUCACCAAAAAACAACCAAUACCAAGGACCCUUGAGGACCCAACACUACACAAACACACUCACAUACACACACGCACUCACACGCACUCACACGCACUCACACAAACACACUCACACAAACACUCUCACACACACAAACGAGUACACCUAACGAGCUGCACUUGAAAGCCAUUAAUAUAUAUUUAUAUGAUAUAUAUAUGCACGCACACACACAAGGACACAUACAGUUCCACACACAGGUGUGUACACCAAAAUCUCGUUCUAGUUAUCGAACGAUUGUCGUUGCUUAUCGAAUGUUUACACGAUUGUUUUAAUCACGAAUGCACCGAAUGUAUCUCGAAUGCUAAAUGGUUAGAAUGUUACUUGCUGCUGCCACUUAAAUUGGAUUCACAUCUACUCGAAAAUACUCGAAAACAAAAACCAAUUAAAUAUAACUCAUUGUAUUCAUUACACGUUUCCUAAUAUUGUUAAACCACAAAACGUUUAUACGAGUUGCUUUUUAAAGCAAAGCAUAAAAUACAACGUGAAACACACUAAACAUA
Drosophila virilis is the source of this 1797-nucleotide messenger RNA. RefSeq lists its product as uncharacterized. The record is from RefSeq and is a predicted model, not a curated record. NCBI's taxonomy places the organism in Eukaryota, Metazoa, Arthropoda, Insecta, Diptera, Drosophilidae.